This is a messenger RNA of Chinchilla lanigera (long-tailed chinchilla), 3163 nucleotides long. RefSeq names its product RNA binding motif protein 34 (gene Rbm34). The record is from RefSeq and is a predicted model, not a curated record. Lineage: Eukaryota; Metazoa; Chordata; Mammalia; Rodentia; Chinchillidae. Gene Ontology annotation, molecular function: RNA binding.
CCAGUGUGUAAGAGUUUAUAGAAGAUAGUACAUAGGCACAUAGUGCUUCUGCUGACAGGUGACAUGAAGCCUUCAAAUUACAGUUUAAAGGCACUUACCUGACCCUAGAACACAGGCUAGAACAGAGGGUCAAGUCCAAAAGACCAGAUAGCAUAAGGUUGCAGUGUUCCAGAUACAAGGCAAUUCUUGGAAUGUUUGGGGGAGAGAAUGGGGUUAAGGGACAAUCUGAGGAAUACAGAAGAUUUUCUCACUGGACUGGAUAUGACAGAUACUUAAAUUUCAUCUCAUGCAUACAUGAUGGAUUUUUCCAUCUUUGAAAUAUCAGGCCAUCAAGAGGCCACCAAAAUUAGAUGCUUAAAGUCAGGGCAGAAUAGUUGAAUAUUCUGGGGUUUUUUGUUUUUCUCAGUAAAAUAGAUGGGGCAACAAAAGUUCACAUAUAUUCCAAGUGAACUUGUGGUAAGCAGCUUUCAAAAGCAAGAGUGUUUUCAACAGAUUCAAAAUCAAAAAAGUAUUUUACUACCCAAACUACUGAAUUUAGUGGUAUAUCUAGUACCUGUUUUAUUUCUUAAAAAUCAGUGUAGCAGAUACUGAGUAGGUACAGUGAACAAGGAUGCAGCAUAUGUGUAAGGCAACUGACCUGUCAUUUCCCUCACAUUUAAAGAGACUAACAUGCAAAACAUGGUUAUUCUAAGUAUGGUGGGGAAGGAUUUAUAUCCCUGUGCUAAUAGUAACACUGAUCAGUGACAAUGAGGUGUAAUUUCAAGGACGGGUACAACUUUUUUUCAGAGGGAAGCUGAGGGCUCUAAAGUCAGAAAUGACAAGAACGGGCAGAAAAAAAAGUAGCUAAGGAUCCAUGUGUUUUGAGGGUGAAGAGUUUGGCACGGUAGGCCGGAAAGAACAGCCCUAAGGGUUUUGAGAGCCAAGCAUGUACUUCUGGUAGAAGAGGUGGUCAGCAAUAAAAUGCUAAGCAGUACAUGGAUGGGACCAGUUAGAGCUGUGGUCUCCAACUAUAGUUUUUAAUUUUGGGGUCGGGGAGUGCCAGGAAUGGAACUGAAGGCCUUGGGCUUUCCAGGGAGGCGCUGCGCCUCUAAGCUACCUCCCUGGCCCCCCUCCCGUUAUAACUUAUUUUGAAAUGUCAAAUCUCGGAAGAGCUAAGGAAGUACAGCCUUGCUUCGCGCUGACUGUCCGACUGGUCAGUCACACACUGGAGUACCUUCAUUCCUCAAUCCUCCCUCGACGACCCCGGGGUGUUUUUCCUACAUGCUCUUCCCUCUGCUGACAUCUCACACAUCUCACUCCCAGUCUGGCUGAUUCUUACUUCAGGCCUCACCUUCUCUGGGAAAGUCUAUCACUCCCGAGAUCAGGCUUUCCAGGCAGGAGAGCUAGAGGUCAGGAACAGAAGAACCUUUUUCCGGCGCCGCCGCGGUCGGCUGGAGGUAAGGACCGUGGUCCUUCGCGCAAGAGGCGUGGCUAGAGAGCGGAAGUACUUGGACCCCGGAAGUGCCUUUCCCCGGUGCUGUAGCGGGCGGGGGGAGAAACCUUGGAGUAAGAAUGGCUUUGAAAGGGGAGAACAAGCGGAAGAGAAGUGCGGAGAGGGGGGAGGACCCGUACUGUGUCCCCGGCCCGGACUCGGCUGGAGACUACCUGAUAGGACAGGUCGCCAAGAGCUUGCUGUGCGGCCGGCGCCCUCCUGGAGCCAGCACGGGGCGGCUGGCCUCCCUCUUCAGCUCUCCGGUACCACAAGUUCGACCCAUCUACGUGCCUGUGUCUCAGGCAUCUCUGAUUCAGAGGCCACUUUUGGAAGAGCGUGUCCAAAAAGUGAAGGUCAAAAAGAAACUUUCUGAUGCAGACAAGAAGUUGGCAAGCAGGGAAAGUGCUUUAGCAAGUGCUGAUUUAGAAGAAGAAAUUCUCCAAAAAGAAGGACAAAAAGGGAAAAAUUCUCAAUCUAGUGUUAAUGUAGCAGGUAAAAAAGUACUUGAUGAUAUAGAUCACAACUUUGAUGGAAGUCAAAGAAAGAAAAUCCCAAUCAACCAAGAAGAAGAGAGAUUAAAAAAUGAGAGGACUGUGUUUGUUGGGAAUUUGCCUGUGUCAUGUAAUAAGAAGAAGCUGAAGUCAUUUUUUAAAGAGUAUGGACAAAUAGAAUCUGUACGAUUUCGUUCUUUGAUUCCAGCAGAGGGAACUGUAUCCAAAAAGUUGGCAGCGAUCAAACGUAAAAUUCAUCCUGAUCAGAAAAACAUUAAUGCUUAUGUUGUGUUUAAGGAUGAGAGUGCUGCUACGAAAGCACUGAAAAGAAAUGGGGCCCAGAUUGCAGAUGGAUUUCGUAUUCGAGUUGAUCUUGCAUCUGAGACCUCAUCUAGGGAUAAGAGAUCAGUGUUUGUUGGAAAUCUCCCUUACAAAGUUGAAGAAACUGCUGUGGAAGAACACUUUCUGGACUGUGGCAGUAUCGUGGCAGUGAGGAUUGUGAGAGACCCAGUUACAGGAGUUGGCAAAGGGUUUGGCUACGUGCUUUUUGAGAACACAGAUGCUGUUCACCUUGCUCUGAAAUUAAAUAAUUCUGAACUAAUGGGAAGAAAACUCAGAGUCAUGCGCUCUAUUAAUAAAGAAAAAUUAAAACAACAAAAUUCAAAUCCAGGUUUGAAGAAUGUCAGUAAAUCCAAGCAGAGACUUAAUUUUGCUUCCAAAGAUGCAGGACAGCCUAACAGUGUAUUUAUUGGAGAAAAAGCUAUUCUUGUUAAGAAGAAGAAGAAGAAAGGGCAAAAAAAGAGUGGACAAACUAAGAAUCUGAGAAAACAGAAGUAACUGUCAGAAGCUGCUUGCUUUUCUUCCCAUGAGGUCUGCCAACCUAAGUGUGGUGAAUUCAUGGACUGAGCAUCACAAUUUUUUAUGGAUUGUGUAUGUGAGACUUGUACAACCUUAUUUACAUUGUAAUCCCUUCAAAGCAUUUGUUUUUUAAUGCAGACAGCUUAGUUCAUGGAGUAUGUGUUACUACUAAUGGUAUAAGAAAUUAUUUUUAUUAGGCCUGGGUCAACAUUUUGAAUUUUAAUGAUUGACUCUAUGUUAGAAAUAGAUAACAGGUGCUUCAGAGAGUUAUUUCAAAAAUAUUUUUUUUUGUCUGUUUCUCAUUAUUUGUCUAUUUGUUUUCCUGAGAAACUGUCUUGUAGAU